GAAGAGAGGUGACAGUUUUUUAUUCUUGUCUCUAGAACACUCAUUAUCUAAUUGGUCCCUGGACCAGUACUCCAUCUCUCUAGCUAGGUGGAACUGGCCAGGGUAGCCUUCCAUAAUUAGUUCUCUCCUCUUUCUUGUAAGAGAUUAAGGCAUUGUCUCAGCUAUUGCUAAGACAAGGAUCUGAUGGGAAGGGAUUGCUUAUUUCAUAGUUCCUCCAAAAGGUAUUACUCUUCUGUGGGGAUAGGUGAUGGGAGUGUCUAAUGGGUUAGUUGAGAGCUUUGUGUGUUUCCAUGUCUGUUCAUGAGCUCCUGGGAGUUUUGAGCAUCUUAGUAUUUUAUGUGGGGGUGAAAUAAAGACUGUCCCCUACAUAAUAUGUGUAUAUGGGUAUGUGAGUUGUGGCUCUUCUUCACAUUUAGGGAAACCUAGAUUUUCCUGGAGUUCUCCAGCAUAGGAUAAUAAUGCCAAGAGGGAAACCGAGCUUUUUGGGGUCAAAAUGGAUCCUUGGAUCUGUGAGCCCUGCCAUCCUUAGACCAUAGGCCACACCUUGUAUUUCCAUGUAUUUUGUACUGACUUACACAUGAACAUGUUUCCACAAUGGACUGGAAUCCCUGAGGGCAGGAAUCCUUGUUGGUUUUAUCUCAGUAUUCCCAGCACCCAGCACAAUUCCUAGCAUAAUACCAAACCCUUUAACAGAUGUGUGUUGAUUGAUGGUUGUACCUGUUCAAAUGCAGAUACCAUUGGGAAGGAUAAAGCAUUAAUCCAUUAAGGAGUUUUUGCUCCUUAAUACAGGGGUUCUUAACCUUAAUGGUAACUGUGAAUGUUUUGGGUAAGCAUUUGAGAACUCUUUCAAUAGAAGUGGUUUCCUUGGCAAUCCUGUGGAUUUUAUUUCAUGUGUUUUAAAACAUGAUACUGAAAAGGGGGGCAUAAGCUUCACUAGAUUGCCAGAGAGGCCCAAAACAUACACAGAAAAGUGAAGAACCCCUGCCUUGGUGUGAAUUAGUUUGUCAAUUCCUUCUCAAAGGGGCAACCGACUGGGAUGGAAGAGGAAAGAAUGUGAAGAUUCUUUCUUGUGAUGGUGGGAAUAGGUGGGGUGGUGAUAGUCAUCUAAGACUAAAAGGGGAGGUGAGAGAGGAUAUCAAAGUCAAACUUGGCCAACUUAAUCUCUUUCUCCUCCAGUAAAACCUUUUGGCAUCAUCUUAUUGAAGAAUAGACCAUGACCCGAGAUGAAGGGCUGCCAGACUCGCACUCUGCCCAGGGUUUCUAUGAGAAAUAUGAACCCAAGGAGAUCCUGGGGAGGGGUGUGAGCAGCGUUGUGAGACGCUGUAUCCACAAGCCCACCAGUAAGGAGUAUGCGGUGAAGAUUAUUGAUAUCACUGCUGGCAACCUAAAUCCUGAGGAGAUCCAGGAACUGCGGGAAGCCACCAUCAAGGAGAUUGACAUCUUGCGCAAGGUCUCCGGGCACCCCAACGUCAUCCAGCUGAAGGACACUUAUGAGACCAACACUUUCUUCUUCCUGGUGUUUGACCUGAUGAAGAAAGGCGAGCUCUUUGACUACCUCACUGAAAAAGUCACCUUGAGUGAGAAAGAAACCAGGAAGAUCAUGCGAGCCCUACUAGAGGUUAUCUGCUACCUGCACCAGCUGGACAUUGUACACCGAGACCUGAAGCCAGAAAACAUUCUCCUAGAUGACGACAUGAAUAUCAAACUCACUGACUUUGGCUUCUCCUGCCAGCUGAACCCUGGAGAGAAGCUUCGAGAGGUGUGUGGGACUCCAAGUUACUUGGCCCCUGAGAUCCUUGAGUGCUCCAUGAAUGACAGCCACCCUGGUUAUGGGAAAGAAGUAGACAUGUGGAGCACAGGUGUGAUCAUGUAUACCCUCCUGGCUGGCUCUCCCCCUUUCUGGCACCGGAAGCAGAUGCUGAUGUUGAGAAUGAUCAUGAGUGGCAACUACCAGUUUGGUUCCCCAGAAUGGGAUGACCGAUCAGACACUGUCAAGGACCUUAUUUCUCGCCUCCUGGUCCUGAGCCCACAGCAACGGUGCACAGCUGAGGAAGCCCUGGCCCACCCCUUUUUCCAGCAAUAUGUGGUCCAGGAAGUCCGUCACUUCAGCCCCAGGGGCAAGUUCAAGGUGAUUGCCUUGACUGUGCUCGCCUCUGUCCGAGUCUACUACCAAUACCGGCGCAUGAAGCCAGUGACUCGAGAAAUUGUACUCCGAGAUCCCUAUGCACUGAGACCACUGAGGAAACUCAUUGAUGCCUGUGCCUUCCGUAUCUAUGGCCACUGGGUGAAGAAAGGCCAGCAACAGAACCGGGCUGCACUCUUCGAAAACACUCCCAAGGCUGUGCUCCUCUCCCUGGCUGAGGAAGAAGGCUUCUGAGUGCCUAUGGAGCCAAACCCUAGUGCUGCCUGCCACUGGCUGGGUGACUUUGGCUGAGUUACUUGCCUUUUCUGGGUCCUGGGAGCUACUCAGGGCUCCUUGCUUCUCCCAGUCUUCCCCAGGGAUUUGGAGGAGUGGAGUAGAGCCUAAGGAGACAUUUGAGACUUUGCUGAAGGAUACUCACUAGAGAUGUCCCUUGUGUUGGAUUGAAUUUCCUCCUUGUUGAGUCUCUGGGUUGGCAGGAUGUACCCCUGGCCACUAAUUAUGAGCUCAAUCUUCAGGACCUUGAUAGAAGGCAAGAGCACAAGGGAAGUCAAGCUGGAAAUGGGAGUCUCAAUCUUCUGCUCAGACCUCUCUGAGGAGCCCAGGCCCCUCGAUCUCUGCCCACCUCCAUCCUGCCAGAUAGCAUACAGUAAUAGAAAAUGUCCUGGAUUAGGAGUCUGGAAAACUCACUUCUAGUCUAGAUUCUGCUUCUGACUAACUGUGUGCCCUGGGUCCAGUCACUGCCCAAUUCUGAAUCUCAGCUUUCCUCAACAGCCAAAUGAGGGUUUGACACAAUGGCACUAGGAGUUCCACAAGAAAAUGUCAGUCCUCCUGUUGUUUCCCCCUUUCAUAUGUGAUAUCCAGAGUUAGAAUACAAAAUAUGUGUCGAAAACUAAUAUUACAUAUCAGAACGAUUGUUUUUGUAAAAAGAGGCUUCAUUUAAUCUGUCCGGCUCUAAAAUUUUCCUGACAUCCUUGGCUACCCCCUUAUUCUCAGGGAGUAUUCCAGAGUCUCAGUAUUCCAGAGUCUCCUCCACAGAGUGGAACAUUAUUUUUGGCAUCUGACAAUGAAUAUCAAGGCUCAAAUUCAAAAUUUGUGGCUAAAUUAGUUUGAGAAAUUUGCAUUCUGUGGUAUCCAAUGUUCAUCCUAUUUCUAAGUCUGUGAUUAUUGUCCAUGGGCUUUGGGGUUCUUUUAUCCAAUAGGCAGGUGAACCUGCAGUCAAUAUUGAGAGGUUGGGUUCCUUGAGUUAGUGGUGGUCCUUGUCCCAUAGGCCUGGAUCAUUCUUCAGCCAAAGUGCUCUUCCCACAGAGGACCUGAGUGGGGGUGCUGGUAGAUGGGGGGAGGUGGUAGAUGGGCUAGAAGAAGGGACCAUGUGGAGGGUGUAGCCCUAUCUGUCUUUGAGGUUCAGUUAGCAAAGAGUUCUGGAAGACCGUAAGGACAGACCAUGAUGGUUCCUUGCUCUUGUCUCUUGGCAAUUGUUCACAGCUUUCCAAGUAGAGAGUCUGACAUCGUGGCAGAACCCCAAGUUGUUCAAGACAGUCUAGUGGAACCUCAGAUCAGUGAAUGGGUCAGGACCCGGGACAGCACUUUUAUGCAAACCCUUGGUGUCUCAAUACUCUAUGGCUGAGGGAGGAAGUCAGGAGGGUGAUGGAAAGGAAGCUUCCAGUGUCAGGGACUGUCUUCAUGUUUUUUUUUAUUUUUUUAUUUUUUUAUCCUCAUCUUGAAGCUCAUGCUAGAGUCAAAGUAGUUUUGACAAUUUUAUCAACAAAAUUAUAUACUCUUGGGGCAAACUACUUCCUUUUGGUGAGCCUUAGUUUCCUUUUUUGAAAAAUGGUGGUGGUGGAUUAGGUAAUCUCAAAGUUUCCUUCCACCCUGAAGAUUCUAUGGUUCUAAAGUUUACAUGUCCCAGAACCAGGGUUUGAUCUAUAAUGGACCAGACCAGAGAUGACUCCAGUGUAGGCCCUCAUCAUCACUUCAUGCCUAUACCAUUGCAUUAGCUUACUGAUUGGUAUCUCUGCCUCAACUCUCUUCCCUCUCCAGUCUUCUCCCCUUAGUCAUCAAAUUGAUUUUGAUAAAUUGCUAAUCUGAGAAUGUUAUCCUCCUAUUCAAUAAAAACCAAUGGUUCUCCAUUGUCUGUAGGAUCAAAUAUAAAAUCCUCUGUUUGGCUUAUAAAGUCCUGGGUAACCUGCCUCCUUCUUACCUUUGAUGGACUCUUACACUUUACAUCCCUCUCCUCCACAUCCAGUCCUCUGUGAUCCAGUGGCAUCUCUUGAUCUUCCUCCCACAUAGGGUUCCUUCUCCCAACAUUUCCCUGGCUGCUUCCCAUGCCUAGAACUUUCUUCAUCUUCAUCUCCACUUUCUUGGUUCCCGUAAAAGUCUCAUCUAAAGUUUCAUCUUCUGCAAGAAGCCACUUCUGACCCCCUCAAUGCUGAUGCCUUCCCUCUGUUUUAUUUGCCCUGAAUAGUGUGUCCAAAAAGACUAUCAGCAGUUUUAAGCUUUAGUAGUUUAGAACCAAGUUGAGGCUUUUGGGGCACCCUGUAUAUAAACCCACCCUUUUAAUUUGGUGGUUUUCAUGUUGACUUCCAAAUGAAAUUGUGAGCUCUUUGAGAACAGGGACUGCCUUUGGACUUUCUUUGUAUCCCCAGCACUUAAUCAAUUACUAGUUGACUGACUGGUCUUGGAGUCAGGGAGACUUGGGUUUGAAUCCUACUUCCAACACUGACUAGCUUGGGUGAUUGGGCGUAAAAGUUCCUCGCCUUUCUGCAUCUUGGUUCUCUCUAAAGUAGGAUGAUAGUACCCAUAAUUCCUCCCCUUCCAGAGUUGGCACGGGGCUUACAGGAGAGCAUAGAUCUAGAGUUAAAAGGGUCCUCUAACACCAUCUGAUCAGGGGUUCUCUAGGUGGGGUCCUCAGGCCCCUGAGCUCUUUGAAGUCAAAGCUAUUUUCAUACUACUACUAAGCUAUUAUUGGUCUGUUAAGAUGCUCCUCCCAUGUCUAGCUACACAUCUGGGAGAAGCCAGAUUUUCUGCACAUGCUUUAAUUGGAAUCACAUACCACGACUUCUUACAAACACAGUAAGAGUGAAUGCACAGGCAGAUAAGAGAAUCCAGCUGUCCUCUAUGAAGCCAGAUAUUAAAGAGAUUUGUAAAGAAAUGUGUAAAACAAUGCCACUCUGCUCACUAGGGUUUUUUGUUUUUGUUUUGGAAAAUAGAUUUUUUUUCAGAAAAAUAUGUUCUGUUAACAUGUAAUGGUUUUCAUUGUUGUUUUUGAAUGAAUGAAUAAACAUCUCAAACACU
Monodelphis domestica (gray short-tailed opossum) is the source of this 5434-nucleotide messenger RNA. RefSeq names its product phosphorylase kinase catalytic subunit gamma 1 (gene PHKG1). Lineage: Eukaryota; Metazoa; Chordata; Mammalia; Didelphimorphia; Didelphidae. The record is from RefSeq and is a predicted model, not a curated record. Gene Ontology annotation, biological process: protein phosphorylation; glycogen metabolic process. Gene Ontology annotation, cellular component: phosphorylase kinase complex. Gene Ontology annotation, molecular function: calmodulin binding; ATP binding; phosphorylase kinase activity.